Molecule: messenger RNA, 2944 nt
Organism: Calliphora vicina (urban bluebottle blowfly)
Lineage: Eukaryota; Metazoa; Arthropoda; Insecta; Diptera; Calliphoridae
Gene: tld
Product: tolloid
Exons: 9
Coding region: 155-2929 (924 amino acids)
Biological process (GO): proteolysis
Molecular function (GO): metalloendopeptidase activity; zinc ion binding; calcium ion binding
Source: RefSeq, a predicted model, not a curated record
UUUAAUCUUGGAUGACAGCUCUGAAAACGAUGCCUUUAAUCGUCCAAAACGAGCUGUAACCGCUAAAAAAGAACGUAUCUGGGAUUAUGGUGUAAUACCCUAUGAAAUCGAUCAUAUUUUUAGUGGAGCACACAAGGCUCUCUUCAAACAGGCCAUGAAACAUUGGGAGAAUUUUACCUGUAUAAAGUUUGUGGAAAGAGAUCCCAAAGUGCAUCCAAAUUAUAUAUAUUUUACCAUAAAAAAUUGUGGAUGCUGUUCCUUUGUGGGCAAACGGGGCAAUGGCCGUCAAGCCAUUUCCAUAGGCCGUAAUUGUGAAAAAUUUGGCAUUGUGGUGCAUGAGCUGGGCCAUGUGGUGGGCUUUUGGCAUGAACAUACGCGCACAGAUCGUGAUCAACAUAUUAUCAUUAAUAAAGCCAAUAUCAUGAAAGGCCAGGAAUAUAAUUUUGAUGUUUUAUCACCCGAAGAUGUGGAUUCUUUGGGCUUACCCUAUGACUACAACUCCAUAAUGCAUUAUGCCCGUAACACUUUUUCCAAAAGUGUUUAUCUGGAUACCAUACAGCCUUUGGGGGUGAGAGAGCAUGAAAAGAUUGAAAUUGGCCAGCGCAUUAAGCUGAGUAAGGGUGAUAUAGCCCAGGCGAAUUUACUAUAUAAAUGUGCCACCUGUGGCCGCACGUUUCAACAGAAUGCCGGUCAAAUUAUUGCUCCCCAUUAUAGUUAUAAAGCGGCUAGUGGCAAUGAUUUAAGCGAUGAGGUGGAGGGUAGUGGCAGUGAUGGUGAUUAUGAUUUCAAUACGGAUUUUGAUAAGUCUUUGGAAUCGUGUGAGUGGCGUAUAACGGCCACAAAUGGUGAAAGGAUUAUAUUGCAGCUGCAUCAAGUGAAUCUCUUUCUCUCCCCCGACUGCAGCGAAGAUUAUAUCGAAAUACGUGAUGGCUAUUGGCAUAAAUCACCCGUUAUCCAGCGAUUGUGUGGGAAUCAUACAUCUGUAACCAUAAAAAGUGACUCCAGUCGUAUGCUGAUUAGUUAUGUUAAUCGGCGUAGUAUUAAAGGGUUCCGCGGUUUUAUGGCUGAUUUUGAGGUGGUCUGUGGUGGCGAUAUUUUCUUAACCGAGGAUCGGCGUAUUGACUCCCCCAACUAUCCUUUGGAGUACUUUCCCGACAAGGAGUGUGUUUGGCGCAUAACCGUGCCCGACAAUCAUCAGGUGGCCUUAAAGUUUCAGUCGUUUGAAUUGGAAAAUCAUGACAAUUGCAUUUACGAUUAUGUGGAGAUACGUGAUGGCAAUAGUGCAGAAUCGAAAUUAAUAGGAAUAUUUUGUGGCUACAAACUGCCACCAAAUAUAAAAACCAAUAGUAAUCAAAUGUAUUUGAAAUUUGUUUCGGAUGGCUCUGUGCAAAAAGUUGGCUUUUCGGCGGUAUUCAUGCAGGAAGUCGAUGAAUGCAAAUUUGCCAAUCAUGGCUGCGAACAUGAGUGUGUAAAUACUUUGGGGAGCUAUCAGUGUGGCUGUUUUGCAGGCUAUGAAUUGCAGCCAAAUGGCAGGACAUGUGAAGAUGCUUGUGGUGGCAUCAUUGAUGCUAGUGUGGGCAGUGGUGUGGUAAAUUCACCCUCUUGGCCCGAUGUUUAUCCCAUUUCCAAGGAGUGCAUUUGGGAAAUAAUGGCUCCUGCCAAUCAUGCUGUAUUUUUGAAUUUCACUGCUUUUGAUUUGGAGGGCACCAAGUUCCAGUAUACCGAGUGUAAUUAUGAUUAUUUGGUGGUGUAUUCGAAGCUAAGAGACAAUAGACUAAAGAAAAUUGGUGUUUAUUGUGGCCAUGAAAUUCCCCCCUUGAUUAAUUCGGAGCAAAGUAUUUUGAGACUGGAAUUCUUUUCGGAUAAAUCGGUACAGCAUACAGGAUUUUCAGCAAAGUUUCAGAUAGACACCGACGAAUGCAGUAUCAACAAUGGUGGCUGUCAGCAUCACUGUCGCAACUCUUUCGGCUCCUAUACAUGCAGUUGUCGCAAUGGUUAUACCCUGCACGAAAAUCGCCACAACUGCACCGAAACCAAGUGUAAAUUUGAAAUAACCAAUCCCUAUGGCGUCAUCUCCAGUCCCAGAUAUCCAGAAGAUUAUCCUCGCAACAUCUACUGCUAUUGGCAUUUCCGCACUGUCUUGGGUCAUCGGGUACAAUUAACAUUCCAUGAAUUUCAAUUGGAAAAUCAUCAAGAAUGUAUAUAUGAUUUCCUGGCCAUACAUGAUGGCAAAUCGGAGAAUAGCUCUACUUUAGGUGUUUACUGUGGGGGUAGGGAACCCUAUGCAGUGGUGGCCUCUUCCCAUGAUAUGUUUAUGGUUCUGAAAACAGAUGCUGGAUUGCAGCGUAAGGGUUUCUUUGCUACAUAUUCCACAGAAUGUGGUGGCUAUUUAAGAGCCACAAAUCACUCUCAAAUAUUCUAUUCUCAUCCUCGUUAUGGUUCAAGACCCUACAAACGUAAUAUGUAUUGUAAUUGGCGCAUACAAUCGGAUCCGGAGAGUAGUGUUAAAAUAAAAUUUUUACACUUUGAAAUUGAGUAUUCGGAAAGAUGUGAUUAUGAUUCUUUGGAAAUCUCGGAGGAACAAAGUUUUCAACGUAACACCAAUCAUGGCAAAUAUUGUGGAAAUAGGAAACCUCCAGUCAUUAUCUCCUAUUCCGACACCAUUCUCAUACGCUUUCAAUCGGAUGAAAGUACUUCCCUUAAAGGUUUUGCCAUCUCCUUUGUAGCCGUUGAGCCUCCCGAGGAUGAUAAUGGUGAUGAUUAUAUGUCGGUUACACCAUUUCCCGGUUACAUGAAAUCCGUCUACUAUUCCUCAGAGUCCCAAAGUUCCGAAGAGGAGAAUGAUGACCACUACAGAGACAGUAGUAGUACUAGUAGUAAAGGUUAUACACCUUAUCGAACAGUCAGUCAACGUUUACGUUUAAAUUAAGUUGAAUUUAUAAAA